AUGGCGUGCAGGUGCAGCAUGAUUCUCUACGCCCUUCUCCAGUUCCUCGCGUUUCUCUUUGUGCUGGUGGCUACGCCGAUCGACAUGUUUCGCCCGAAGGGUACGAGCAGGUUUGCCAGUACACAGUGCCUGACUUUGUGGGGUGAAAAGAUGGAAUGCUUCAACACGGUGUACACGAGGAGCUCCGACGAGCUGUGGGCGAACUGCACUGACCGCCGCAUCGUGUUCCGCGCCUCCGAGGCACUUGCGGUCAUUUCCAUUUUCGUGUACGCGUUGGCUUUCAUCCUCGGCUUCAUUAUGCUGUUCUGCUGCUUUUGCCUCCGCUGGGUCUGCCUGACGCUCAACAUCAUUGGCAGCGUCACCCUGAGCGUCGUCUGGGUACUCAUGGUUGUGGUCUACUAUACGGAUGACGUCAAUGGGUGUCAGAGACUGAUGAAAUGGUUCCAAUUUGGUUUGGGCUUCAUUCUUCUCGUGUCGGCCUGGUGCCUUGAUGUACUCGGGAUCCUCGAUCUGCUGAUUCUCUGCUAG
Messenger RNA from Leishmania mexicana MHOM/GT/2001/U1103, 528 nucleotides. Its product is annotated as putative amastin-like protein. The record is from RefSeq and is a predicted model, not a curated record. The transcript has a single exon. The coding region runs from base 1 to 528 and encodes 175 amino acids. NCBI's taxonomy places the organism in Eukaryota, Euglenozoa, Kinetoplastea, Trypanosomatida, Trypanosomatidae.